Messenger RNA from Lathyrus sativus (Indian pea), 816 nucleotides. The record is from the annotation of a GenBank genome assembly. NCBI's taxonomy places the organism in Eukaryota, Viridiplantae, Streptophyta, Magnoliopsida, Fabales, Fabaceae.
AUGUUUCGAACAUGUACCAAAGCAAUUCUUCCACUCUCCAAACUUCGAGCUCCAAUGCAUCAAACUUACGCUAGGGUUGCAGCUGCACCAAUCAUAGAAGACAAAGUUGAACCUCUUGUUAACCUAGACAAAAUGUUUUGGGCUAAACCAUGUUCUUUGGCACUGCCCCGUGACUCGCCUCUAAGAGUUGAUGAACCUGAUUAUCAGGGGGUUAAGCGAUUCAUGCUCAAACUCAUGCUGUUUUAUAGUAAGCAGAGCAAAUCAAUUCGAGGGGCUAAUGUUGUUUACAAAAGAAUCGUCUCUCAAGUUGAUAAACCGCUUAUUUAUGAAGUGUUUAACUUGGAGAAAACAUUCAAAACAACAUUCUCUUUGCUUGUACUUCACAUGUGGUUUUACUUGCGCCGCAUCAAGCAAGAGGGAAGUGAGGGUGUUGAAUUUGGCCAGUACCUUUAUGAAAUUUACAAUCACGAUGUGGAAGUUAGAGUGUCUAAAGCUGGGGUUAACCUACUAUUGAUUAAGUGGAUGAAGGAGCUUGAGAAGAUUUUUUAUGGGAAUAUUGUUGCUUACGAUGCUGCUAUACUGCCAGAAGCUAAACCGGGUGAUUUCGCCAGUAUUAUAUGGAGGAAUAUAUUCUCUGACGAUGGUUCUUCAACACCAGACAAAGCUGCAUUGCAAUCAGUGCAGGCAUUGGCCAGGUAUGCUCAGAGGGAAGUAAGUUGCAUGACUUUAACAGAUAAAGAAGCACUAUUAUCAGGGAAUUUCAUGUUUACCUCUUUGAAGCAUGAGAUCAAAAGCAAAGAAGGGCACCAAUUAUGA